UAGUGUCAGCAACAAGUCGAGUUCGGUCAAGGUCGGGUUCCUCAAAGGAGUCAAACAUUAAAAAAAAGGGUUUAGGGGAUUAAUAGAGGAAAGAAAAAAAAAUGUCUUCCACACACGUUCCUAUAAGUCUCAUUUUGUCUGUACGACGUUCUCUGGUUAUUACGGAGUAGAAUUUCAUGAAACGAGUACAUUUGGGAAUGAACGCUUCCUCUGCGUUCAACCCCAAUCUCGACUGCUGACUGAGCGUUUCCUGUUGUGUGGGUUUGUGUGCGCGUUAAAGACAAAUGGGAGGGGAAGAGAGCCUCAGCAGGAGAUGGCCCGGACCUCAGUGCUGGAAUGAGUCGUCUCGUGUCUGCAAGGCUUUAAACGGAAAACUCUGCAGAAGACCUCUUCAUCACCAUCGCACUCAUCAUCACGCCAAGACCAUGAGCGGCCACGAUCAGAACCACUCUGUGGACCACCUCAACGGCACGCCGUGGUACGUCUACGAGUGCACCCUGCAGCUGGAGACCGCUGGAGCCUACCGGCGCAUCGCCCUCUUCCUCGUCUACCUCUUCAUCUUCACCGUGGGCCUGCUGGAGAACGGCUUGGUCGUCUGGGUCAACUGGCGCCGACGCCGCUCGGCCAACGGCGUUCUCUUCUGCAUCAUCAACGUGAGCCUGUCCGACCUGAUGAUGAUCGUUAUCCUGCCCUUCUUGAUGCUGGAGGUGACCAUGGACAAGGUUUGGCUGUGGGGGCGCUUCCUGUGCAAGGCCACCUACCUCUUCUACGCGGUCAACUUCUACAGCAGCUCCUUCUUCCUGGCCUUCAUGACCCUGGAGCGCUAUCUGUCCCUGACCAGGCCCUCGUUUCCAGCCUUCUUCCCGACGGCGGGCCGGCGCCGCUGGGUGCUCUGCGGAGGCCUGUGGUCGCUCUCCUUGCUCCUCGCUCUCAUCGAGAACGUCCACGUGGACGUCCUGGAGUGGGAUGAGCCGGGCUGCUACAUGAUGCCCGAGAACAACCACGUGGAAUGGUACGUCAGCGUGGCGUUCCUCUGCCUGAUCUUCCAGUUCCUGGGCCCCGCCGCCGUCAUCGUCACCUGCAACCUGCUGAUGGCGCGCGCGGCUCAGGCUGCGCCGGAUGUGGAGGGCCGGCGGGACGUGUGGCUGGUGCACGUGUACUCCCUGGUGUUUGUCAUGUGCUGGCUGCCCUACCACCUGGUCACCAUCCUGCUGAUCAUAGACGACAUCGACCCGUACAUCUUCAGCUGCAACGUGUUGGAAGUCCUCUACUUCUCCCACAACGUGUUGCAGAGCCUGUCGAUGUUCCACUGCGUCGCCAACCCCAUCCUCUACAACUUCCUCAGCAAGAGCUUCCGCAGGAACCUGAUCAACACAGCGGUGGACUACAUACCCAGAGAGGGAACCAUGCGCCAGGUGGGAGCGGGCGGGACGGACCCGGGGAAGCAGCAACGCAGGCCGAGCGACGCCAGCACCAGCCAGUCCGAUGUCGGAUUAUGAGAACCGGGGGGAGUCCUUGUGCUUCAGAACGUCAUCUCUCUCUGGUCAUAGACUCAUCGGCCUGUGUGUUACGCUGUUGAUUAUCAGGAGUGUGUUCCACUCAUAAUCCACUUCCUUUUUGUCAGAAUAAUGUUUGAUCACAGUUAUAAACAGAGGAAGAUGGGAAAUGUUGAUUCUGUUUUUUUUGCUUGUUUUUCUUCAAUUUCGGCUCAACGGCCACAGAAAUGGUGACCUUUAACAUCUAGUAAUAGGGUUUCAAACUCCACCAAAGACCAUCUGUAUCCAUUGAGGAUGUAGCACAGUUGUACUUUGUUCUCUUUAGUACAGAGUAGAGCAUUACACUUGAACUCCCUUCUCACAGACUCUAUUCCAUUAUCUUCCAUUUUUUUGUCAUCUGGAAUGCAUCGUGCGUCAACUGUUAAAAUAAUAAGGAGGCCAAAAAAAGGAAGUGGGGGUGUCAGUCCUCCGAUGGAACAAUGGCAGGAAGACACCAGGCUUUGGAGAGGGAAAAGGUCGGAAGGCCCUGGAAGCAGCAGCUUCGCAAUGCUACGCAGAUUUCUGCCCGAUGGAUGGACUGUUGUUCAGGACACCGUGGACCAGUGGACAUUUUAAACAAACUCUUUUUUUUCAGGGGGAAACUUCUUUGUCUCCUCUACUUAUGAACAGAACCAUUUGAAAGUCAAUAGCGCAAGAUCCGGGGAACUGUCGUUGAUUGGAAGCUCUAAUGUGGACAUGGAGUUAUGCUAACAUUGUUUUAGAAGAUUCACUGAUAAGUAUUUAUCAAAAAUUCAAAUAUUUUGUAAAACCACUUAUAAUCAAACCGGCUGAUAUUCAGGUAAUUGUCUCCAUGUCGGCCCACGUUACUGUCAUGUAAUAUUUCUUCUG
Molecule: messenger RNA, 2384 nt
Organism: Pungitius pungitius (ninespine stickleback)
Lineage: Eukaryota; Metazoa; Chordata; Actinopteri; Perciformes; Gasterosteidae
Gene: ackr5
Product: G protein-coupled receptor 182
Exons: 2
Coding region: 285-1499 (404 amino acids)
Biological process (GO): G protein-coupled receptor signaling pathway
Cellular component (GO): membrane
Molecular function (GO): G protein-coupled receptor activity
Source: RefSeq, a predicted model, not a curated record